UUUCGGUGAUAACAACUACGGUGACGACAUCCGACGUACUAUACUUCCACGCCAUAAGUUAAUGAAUUCAUACUGAAUACUUGAAGUUUAUUUCGUGAAUCAAUUCCUUACCGAAAAGUAUCAAAAUGUUGGAUUUAUUUUCCAUAUUUAGUAAAGGAGGAAUAGUUCUGUGGUGUUUUCAGAAUACAGGACAUAUAUUCACCCCUUCUGUGAACGCAUUGAUUUCAAAUGUUGUUCUACAGGAGAGAACCGGGAAUAACAGCUUCGAGCAUAAUUCAUUAGUGCUAAAAUACAAAUUGGAUAAUGAAUUUGAACUUGUGUUUGUGGUGGCUUAUCAGAAGAUAUUGCAGUUGGCUUACAUCGACAAAUUCCUCGAUGAUAUUCAAUUAGAAUUCCGCGAUAAGUAUAAAAAUGAACUUCAUCGCUCUAUGCAUUCUCAUAGUUUUGACUCGUUUCAAAAACAUUUCAAAGCUGUUCUGAAAUCGGCCGAAGAAUGGGGUAAAGCGCAGGAAUGUAUACAAAAACCGAUGCGAACUUAUCAAGAAUCCGCCAAGUCGAAGAAAACAGUUUCGUCUAUGGUUGAGAAGAAAUCAGAGAACAAAGAAAACAAAAAGAAAGCAUCGUCUAUCGAAGCUCCUGCGAACAAAGAAAGUUCUAAGCCAAAUACACUGCCUGUCAAUGGAGUGAACGACGAUAUUAUUUCGCAAAACAGGGCCAAAUUCGCUCAAAAACUGGGUUCACCUAAUGCCAAGAAGGCUAAAACGACGAAAAGUCCCAAGGAGAAUACGAAGGAAGGCAAAAAGCCUCGAAAAUGGGAUCUCGGAGGAGGCAGCUCUGAUUUACAAUAUUUAGAUUAUACGAAAGACAAAGGGGAAAAUAAGAACGAAUCCGAGUACAAUUUUUCAACCAAUACCGAAAUUGUUGGUAAAAUGAAAGGCAGCAUACGUGACUUGGAAGUUGAAGAAGAGUCUGAAGUCGAUGAAGAAUUCGAAACAGCGGCCGAAAGAAAGAAAAAAGCUGAAGCUAAAUCGCGAGGAGUAUUCUCCGUAUUCCAAGGCUUAGUAGGAAAUAAAAACUGUACCCCGGAAAUGAUGGAACCGGUGUUGGAAAAAUUAAAAGAUCAUCUAAUAUCUAAAAAUGUUGCCACUGAAAUCGCUCAAAAUUUAUGCGAUUCUGUAUCGAAGCAACUUGAAGGAAAGGUUUUGGGAACAUUCGAAUCGGUAACUUCGAUCGUGAAAAACACAAUGAACGAAUCUUUGGUUCGUAUUCUUUUACCGCAGAAGAAAGUUGACAUAUUACGUGAUAUAAUGGAAGCUAAGAAACAAGGACGGCCUUACGUGAUUGCAUUUUGUGGUGUGAAUGGAGUCGGAAAAUCUACUAAUUUAGCGAAAAUUACUUUCUGGUUGAUCGAAAAUAAUUUCCAAGUUUUGAUCGCCGCCUGUGACACUUUUCGCGCCGGUGCGGUUGAACAAUUACGUACUCAUAUGAGACAUCUCAAUUCGCUUCAUCCACCAUCCAAGCAUAAAGGAUUAGAAAUGGUGAAAUUGUACGAGAAAGGAUACGGUAAGGAUGCAGCUGGGAUAGCUAUGGAAGCAAUUAAUCACGCUAAAGAUGUUAAAGUCGACGUCGUUUUGAUUGAUACUGCUGGGCGUAUGCAGGAUAAUGAACCAUUGAUGAAAGCUUUAUCCAAGUUGAUCAAAGUGAACGAUCCAGACAUGGUUUUAUUCGUUGGAGAAGCAUUGGUUGGCAACGAAGCUGUUGAUCAAUUGAAAAAAUUCAAUCAAGCAAUCGCUGAUAAUUCAGAUUCCGCAAACCCGCAUUUAAUCGACGGUAUAGUUUUAACCAAGUUCGAUACCAUCGAUGAUAAGGUUGGUGCUGCGAUUUCUAUGACAUACAUCACCGGAAAACCGAUUGUUUUUGUUGGAACGGGGCAAACGUACACCGAUUUGAAAUCAUUGAAUGCGAAAGCGGUGGUAUCUGCGUUGAUGAAAUAAUCAUUUGGUUAAAGUUGUAUUAAGUUUAUGUUACAUUUCCAUUUUGUAUUAUUACAUUUGUUACGGUAUUUUUCGUGUGGAUUUGGUUUAAUUACUGGCAAAUCUCUAGUAAAAUAUAUUUUUGUUAUUUA
Planococcus citri (citrus mealybug) is the source of this 2125-nucleotide messenger RNA. It is a transcript of the gene SrpRalpha, whose product is annotated as signal recognition particle receptor alpha. Bases 126 to 1994 code for a protein of 622 amino acids. Gene Ontology annotation, biological process: SRP-dependent cotranslational protein targeting to membrane; intracellular protein transport. Gene Ontology annotation, molecular function: signal recognition particle binding; ATP hydrolysis activity; GTP binding. Gene Ontology annotation, cellular component: signal recognition particle receptor complex; endoplasmic reticulum membrane. The record is from RefSeq and is a predicted model, not a curated record. The transcript is spliced from 12 exons. NCBI's taxonomy places the organism in Eukaryota, Metazoa, Arthropoda, Insecta, Hemiptera, Pseudococcidae.